Mizuhopecten yessoensis (Yesso scallop) is the source of this 2673-nucleotide messenger RNA. RefSeq lists its product as uncharacterized. The record is from RefSeq and is a predicted model, not a curated record. The transcript has 4 exons. The coding region runs from base 1 to 2673 and encodes 890 amino acids. NCBI's taxonomy places the organism in Eukaryota, Metazoa, Mollusca, Bivalvia, Pectinida, Pectinidae.
AUGGUGGUGGUGAAAAGCCGGAGUAACCAGAGAAAAACACCAUUCUCCGACCAGCACCUGGAUAUGAUGGCAAUCCAAGGCUCGACAACAGGUCCUACUGUCAGUAGCUCACAACAAAUGAGCUCAAGUUCUUCGAGUGCUAGUACACAGCAAACGACAACGAUUUCGCCUAUCGGUAGUACACAAGAAAUUAGUUCUAGCUCACCCAGCGGAAGUACACAACAGAUGAGUUCCAAUUCAGCCAGCGGAAGCACACAAGAUAUGAGAUCUAGCUCACCAGGCAGUAGUGCGCAAUACAUGAGCUCUAGUUCACCUAGCGGUAGUACACAGCAAAUGGGUUCAAGUUCACCCAGCGGUAGCACACAGCAAAUGAGUUCAAGUUCAUCCAGCGGAAGCACACAGGAUAUGAGUUCUAGCUCACCAGGCAGUAGUACGCAAUACAUGAGCUCUAGUUCAACCAGCGGAAGCACACAAGAUAUGAGUUCAAGUUCAUCUGGCAGUAGUACGCAAUACAUGAGUUCAAGUUCAUCCAGCGGUAGCACACAGCAAAUGAGUUCUAGCUCACCAAGCAGUAGUACGCAAUACAUGAGCUCAAGUUCAUCCAGCGGAAGCACACAAGAUAUGAGUUCUAGCUCACCAGGCAGUAGUACGCAAUACAUGAGCUCUAGUUCACCUAGCGGAAACACACAAGAUAUGAGUUCAAGUUCAUCUGGCAGUAGUACGCAAUACAUGAAUUCAAGUUCACCCAGCGGUAGUACACAGCAAAUGAGUUCAAGUUCACCCAGCGGUAGUACACAACAAAUGAGUUCAGGUUCAUCCAGCGGAAGCACACAGGAAAUGAGUUCUAGCUCACCAGGCAGUAGUACGCAAUACAUGAGCUCUAGUUCACCUAGCGGUAGUACACAGCAAAUGGGUUCAAGUUCACCCAGCGGUAGCACACAGCAAAUGAGUUUAGGUUCAUCCAGCGGAAGCACACAGGAUAUGAGUUCUAGCUCACCAGGCAGUAGCACGCAAUACAUGAGCUCUAGUUCAACCAGCGGAAGCACACAAGAUAUGAGUUCAAGUUCAUCUGGCAGUAGUACGCAAUACAUGAGUUCAAGUUCAUCCAGCGGUAGCACACAAGAUAUGAGUUCUAGCUCACCAGGCAGUAGUACGCAAUACAUGAGUUCUAGUUCACCUAGCGGAAGCACACAAGAUAUGAGUUCAAGUUCAUCUGGCAGUAGUACGCAAUACAUGAGUUCAAGUUCACCCAGCGGUAGUACACAGCAAAUGAGUUCAAGCUCACCUAGCGGUAGUACACAGCAAAUGAGUUCAAGUUCACCCAGCGGUAGUACACAACAAAUGAGUUCAGGUUCAUCCAGCGGAAGCACACAGGAAAUGAGUUCUAGCUCACCAGGCAGUAGUGCGCAAUACAUGAGCUCUAGUUCACCUAGCGGUAGUACACAGCAAAUGAGUUCAAGCUCACCUAGCGGUAGUACACAGCAAAUGAGUUCAAGUUCACCCAGCGGUAGCACACAGCAAAUGAGUUCAGGUUCAUCCAGCGGAAGCACACAGGAUAUGAGUUCUAGCUCACCAGGCAGUAGCACGCAAUACAUGAGCUCUAGUUCAACCAGCGGAAGCACACAAGAUAUGAGUUCAAGUUCAUCUGGUAGUAGUACGCAAUACAUGAGUUCAAGUUCAUCCAGCGGAAGCACACAAGAUAUGAGUUCUAGCUCACAAGGCAGUAGUACGCAAUACAUGAGCUCUAGUUCACCUAGCGGAAGCACACAAGAUAUGAGUUCAAGUUCCUCUGGCAGUAGUCCGCAAUACAUGAGUUCAAGUACACCCAGCGGUAGUACACAGCAAAUGAGUUCAAGUUCACCCAGCGGUAGUACACAACAAAUGAAUUCAGGUUCAUCCAGCGGAAGCACACAGGAAAUGAGUUAUAGCUCACCAGGCAGUAGUACGCAAUACAUGAGCUCUAGUUCACCUAGCGGUAGCACACAGCAAAUGAGUUCAGGUUCAUCCAGCGGCAGUAGGACGCAAUACAUGAGCUCGAGGUCAUCCAGCGGAAGCACACAAGAUAUGAGAUCAAGUUCAUCUGGCAGUAGUACGCAAUACAUGAGUUCAAGUUCACCUAGCGGUAGUACACAGCAAAUGAGUUCAAGUUCACCCACCGGUAGUACACAACAAAUGAGUUCAGGUUCAUCCAGUGGAAGCACACAGGAUAUGAGUUCUAGCUCACCAGCCGGUAGCACACAAAUAGGUUCUACUGCCAGUGCUACGCAAUCAACCACCGAAACAACGACGACGACAGCGAUUCCAACGACAACAAAUUAUCAAUCCACUUCCACCCAGCAAACAACUACAACAAAUGCUCAACCCACUUCCACCCAGCAAACAACGACAACAAAUGCUCAACCCACUUCCACCCAGCAAUCAACGACAACAAAUGCUCAACCCACUUCCACCCAGCAAACAACGACAACAAAUUCUCAACCCACCUCCACCCAGCAAACAACGACAUCAACUAACGCCAUUGAUACAACUGCGUGUGUAAAUGGAACCGGAAGUUGUUUCCUCCAGGACGAUUCGCUGGGUGCUGGAGCAUCUUCCCUCUGCGACUUCGUCUUCGUUCGUCAGCUGUUUAUAUCCGUCUCCAUGACAUUGGUGACGUAUGUGCUGAAGUUGUAG